This is a messenger RNA of Styela clava, 2215 nucleotides long. Its product is annotated as protein O-glucosyltransferase 1-like. Gene Ontology annotation, cellular component: endomembrane system. Gene Ontology annotation, molecular function: UDP-xylosyltransferase activity; UDP-glucosyltransferase activity. The record is from RefSeq and is a predicted model, not a curated record. Gene Ontology annotation, biological process: protein O-linked glycosylation; positive regulation of Notch signaling pathway. Lineage: Eukaryota; Metazoa; Chordata; Ascidiacea; Stolidobranchia; Styelidae.
ACUGCAAGAUCUAACUAACAAUAUUUAUGCAGAGAAUGUAUUAGGAAGUGUGCUAUAUUAUCCUAAUGUAAUAGUGUGUAAAUUAGGUUUUGGUAGAUUCUGGUAACUUGGUGGUGUCUGUAUGCUGUAACCAACAUGGCAAGAAAAACUUGGAUUAUACCAUGUCUAUGCAUUUUUAUUAUGUUACACAAUCUAUGCUUGACCAAAGAUUCUGAAGAUUGGUCAAAAUAUCUUGAUUCCAUCAAGAAUGCAAUGGAAAAUUAUAAACCAUGUGAAGGCAACUGCACCUGCCAUUCAAAUGUUAUAGAUAAUGAUUUGAAAAUAUGGCAAAACAGGGGUGGAAUUAAAGAAGAGGAUUUUGAAAGAGCUAAGAAGUAUGGAGUUCAUUAUCAAAUCAUUGAUAAUAUUCUUUAUCGAGAAGAAAAAUGCAUGUUUCCAUCAAGAUGUUCUGGAAUUGAACAUUUUAUAACACAACUUCUUGACGAUCUUCCUGAUAUGGAGAUGAUUAUUAAUGUAAGAGAUUGGCCUCAAACAAACAAACGAGACCUUGAUCCUCGACCUGUGUUUUCAUUUAGUAAAGUUGUUUCACAGCAUAUUGACAUCAUGUAUCCAGCAUGGACCUUUUGGGAGGGCGGUCCAGCUGUUUGGCCAAUAUAUCCGACAGGGCUAGGUCGCUGGGAUGAAAUGAUGAAGUCUUUAAAAGCAAAGUCAAAUGAAUGGUCUUGGAAUCGCAAAGAAAAUAAGGGAUAUUUUCGUGGGUCUAGAACCUCAGCGAUGAGGGAUCCAUUGAUUUUACUGUCUCGAUCAAAGCCAGAUUUAGUUGAUGCUCAAUAUACAAAAAAUCAAGCUUGGAAAUCUGAUAAAGAUACAUUGGGAGCAGAACCUGCGGAGCCAGUCCAUCUACUCGAACAUUGUAAAUAUAAAUAUCUGUUCAAUUUUCGAGGCGUUGCUGCGAGUUUCCGAUUAAAGCAUUUAUUCUUGUGUGAUUCCCUUGUAUACCAUGUGGGAAGUGAUUGGAUUGAAUUUUUUUAUCCAGCUUUGAAACCAUGGGUUCAUUAUAUUCCUGUCCAAGACAAUUUGAAUGCUGUAGAACAAUUACUAAAAUUUGCCAAAGAAAAUGAUCAAGUUGUUAAAAGUAUUGCUACAAGAGGACGUGAAUUUAUUGAACAAUACUUAACAAUGUCGGAAGUGAAGUGUUACUGGAAGCAGCUUCUGAAAAAAUAUGGCAAACUUCUACAAUAUCGCGUGAAACGUGAUAAAGGAUGCAUGAGAUUAUCUCAUCCAAAAAAUCAGCAUUCAGAAUUUUGAUAUUCUCCACUGUUGUCUGUUGAUAUUCAAAUUUUGUAUUUUGGAAUACCCACUGAUAAAUUAUGGAAAGAGUGUUUAUGCAGGUACAAAAUUGCAUAGCUAUGCAAAAACUGAGGUUAAUUAAGACUUUAUAAUGGUGCUGAUGUUCAAUUUCAUACUCUUGUUUGCUUAGUACAAUCAUAGAUGUUUUCCCUGAAAAAGUUAAAUGUUCUCUAACAGGUAAUGCAAAAUAUAAAUUCAUAGAAUCAUUUGGUUUGAAAAUGAAAAAAAAUCAGAGCGUUGUGUAAGCAUGACCAAAAUUUUUUAUUUUUAAGUGUUCAAUAUGAUUUUUGGAUAUCCCAAUUUCGAUUAUUUGGAAUUGAAAUUUAACAAAAAGGGAAAUUCUUGAAUUCCAAGUCAUUUUGAUGACGGUGUCUCAUGAGUUUUUGUUGUUGAUUGCCUAUUUACUUUUUAUGUAAUAACAAAAAUAGGUGGUCUUUUUAUGAAUUGGAUUAUUCAUAUAUUUUUAUACUGUAAUCUUGAUUGUUUUUAAGUACUCUUGUCCUUUGUCCUUUAAGUACAAUAGGUAACAACUGGGCCACUAUAGAUAUAAACGGCUUUCUGAUGUCUGGGGUAACCUCCAGAUAUUGACUGGCAAGCUGAAGUUUGGGAAUACCCCAUCAAGACCAAAAAUCUCAGAAAAAAAAAAAAAAUUCCUCCCCACUUGAGAAACGUUAGAAUAGCCAAAUCACUUUGGAAAUUGUUGUUCUCCCGAUACAUUUAAGAUUUAUUGUUGUGUUUUGUUGAUGUGUGAAUUAGUGUUAGUUUCCUAUGUGUGUGUUCUUUGCUGUAGCUCAAACUGAAAAUAUGAAAUUCCUUUUGCUUUGAUGCCAAAAAUAACAAAUCACUACCUUUAAUAUUUUGCUAG